UGAUCAAGUUAAAUUUUCUAAGGACGCAUGUUGAUAAGAUCGCGUAUUUGUCGACUGUAUAAGAAAUUUGUUACGAUAUCAACAUCCGUCGUGAGAAUUUUUGUGAGGUUCACCAUCGCGCGCCAUUGUACGAUCGUAAUUUUUCGUUUAUGACGUCAUUUGUGAAUUACACAAGCGUCAUCGCUCAAUCUGUUGUGGAAAAUUUCAUCGAAUUCAUGGCAGCACCGACUAACUCUGUUUUUCCUAAUAAAAAUUAAAACGGCGGAUUUUUCAACCAUAUUGUACCGUUCAGUGAACGUUCCCUACAGUGGUUUCGUUCCCCCGAGAAUCCCGUUUGAACGAAGUUUAAUUAUCGCUUUUGGCUGUAACUUGGCAACUUGCUGAAAUGUCGAUGCAACAGUUUUGUUUACGAUGGAACAACCAUCAGCCAAACUUUAUUUCUGUAUUUUCAAGUCUGUUGAACAAUGAAACAUUGGUAGACGUAACAUUGGCUGCUGAAGGAAGACACCUACAGGCACACAAAGUUGUAUUGUCUGCCUGCAGCACAUAUUUCCAAUCAUUGUUUACUGUGAAUCCAUGUCAGCAUCCGAUUGUCAUAUUGAAGGAUGUAAAAUUUUCUGAUUUAAAAAUCAUGGUUGACUUUAUGUACUAUGGUGAGGUGAACAUAUCACAGGAUCAAUUACCAUCAAUUAUAAAGACUGCAGAGAGUUUGAAAAUAAAAGGACUGGCAGAAAUGCAUACCGCUUCUUUAACCAAAUGGCCGAGUGGUAGCAGCGAGCCUGGAGGAGGAGAUCGCGGCGAAUCUUGUUCACCUAGUCCCUCUCCGUUAUCACCUUCUUUUAGAAGGAAGAGGUUAAGGAAAUCAUCCACAGGCUCAACAUCUGGGUCUGGUGACAAACCAGAAGAGAUGAAUGAAAUCACUUUAGUCGCUACUAAUAUCGUAAAACCAGAACCAUUAAUAGUGUCUCAAGAAAGCGGAGAGAGUCUAAGAAGACCGAUAAAUACUAGUACCGAAUCUCAAGGAAGCAUAGAUGAAGAUCAGAUAUCAAUUAUGAGUAACAUGGAGAACAGUUCCGCAACAACGCCAGCACAAAGCGAUGGAUCUUUACAAGACGUGAGUCAACAAUCAGGAGGAAAUGUGGCGCAAAGUUCGCUUUCUUCGCAACCACCUGCGCAUCAAGGAUUGCAAUGGACUAUUAUGGAGCAUACAUAUCCACGUUUCGCUCUGUCCUCGUGUCAAACGAAUCUGUCGAUCCAAGCGUCAUCAGCUUUUACCACGCCCGAAAUAACAGCCUCCUCGGCGAUCAGCGAUCAGUACUCUGGUACCAGCACGACUGGUUCCAGUUGCGCCCUGACGAAUUACCCGAACUCCUCCCACGGGACGUUGCAGCACGCGUCGUCGGGCGGCCCUUCACCGUCGGCACAGUGUCCCAGUAACUGCCAGAGUCCUUGUGCCAGCCCGCAGACCGCAAUUAAGAGGAAAAGGUCAACGAAUCCGCAGGCGGAUGAGAACUUUAUCAGGGCGUUAGACGCAGUACGUUACGGUGGUAUAGGGUUCUGUAAAGCUGCACGUAUGUUCGGUGUGAACAAUCGAACACUUUGGCUCGAGUAUAAAAAGCGUGGUUACCCGAACAAUCGGCCGAGCUUGAAGUCAAGGGUCAAGCAAGAAGUGAAUUCCUCACCGCCCCCAGCCCAAUCGGCGCAACCGGUUAAUUCGCAGAGCCCUACGCCUAUGGGACCUCCCACUACACCGCAUAGUACACACAAUACCCACAGCACGCAUACCAUGCUGACCACUCAUAGUCCUCAUACAAUGUUAAGUGGUUACAUCGAUAGCAGGCAUACAGAUUAUGCGUUGCCAACUAUGCAUCUUUCAAUUGCAGUAGCCUGCAGGCAAACAGGGGUGAAGAGGUGUCGUCUGUUGACCCGUCAGCCCCGUGUGAAGAAGGAGCCGAAUCACCUGUCACCAGAUAGCGAGACGUCCCCGCACAUUGUGCCAUCGUCGGGGCACACUACGCCCACCCUGACUCUACCGCAGAGUUCGAGAACAAUGGAGGAGACACGAAUCUGUCCGUCGCCACCGCAAUCGAUGCCGGUGAACCAAGCCAGCAGCCUGUUGACGGUCUCCACCUCGACGAACCUGUUGACCGUGCCUCAACCAUCCUACCUGAUGAAACAACACUCUCAUCCGAUCCUAUCUAGUCAACAACAGUCUACCAGCGGUAAUUACUGGAUUCACAGGCAGCAUUCGAAUCCAGAGCUACCCGGGAGGACCAUCAGCCCCUCCAUAGUAGUGGAACCUGCGCCUGUCGUCAAAAAGGAAGAGGACAGCUCGGAGGAGCCUAACAUCAUCACUGACACCGGAGGUUCGACCUCUGGACUCAGAGUGAAGACCUCGGAACUUAGAAGAAGCUCCUCCUCUCCUCAGACUCCAAUUAGGGAAUCAAGGGAAAGCACAGGGGAUCAACGUCUAGGACACUGUCCAGUGUUACGUCUAGGUCCAGCACUGAGCUGUAACCACUGUUGGAAGACCACGGACUCCCAUGGCAGGACACUACGAAGGAAAACGAAGUACCAUUGUCCAGAGUGCCAGUCCAACCUCUGCCUGGUACCCUGUUUUCAAGAAUACCACGAACAACGUCGAGAGCUGAAGCUGAAACCUCUACCGAAAACCAGUUCCGUCUAAUGCGUCCCUGUUUUGUAAAUCUUGUUUGGUCAAUCCUGAACACACACAUGCUUCGAAUGUGUGAGAGAAAAGAGUGUUGAUCAUUGAUCGACUCUGUUGAGACUCUAUGGUGUCUUUUUAAGGUGCUCGUAGGCCUUGAUUGUGAAAGAUACUUAUAAUGAAAUUGAUUUUGGAAAUUUUAUGAGACCAGUCGAUGGAUAAGUCUCUGAGGAUCGGUAUCUUCGAUAAGAGCUGAUUGUCGUUUGCCUUACCAGAUGAUAUUUUCAGAAACGAAGAUGAAUUGACUAGAUAACGAAAGUUCCUAAGGAUAUUAGCAAAUUGACACCAAAAAUAAUUGUAAAUUAUUCAUUCGUCUAUGAUUCGAGGUACCCGCUUGUGAAUCAGUUCCGAGUUGCAAUUAUUUUUUAAUGGUGUACCGAAAUCUUUUAAUUAUUUAUUUCUAUUGUAAACUCGAACUGACAUUUCCGAGGAACCUCUUUCCAUAAUUGUUGAAUAAAUGAAAUCGUUGUAAUGUUCUUCGAUGGGGAUGUAAACGAUACAUGGAAUAAUAAACAAAUGAAGAAGCAUAUUGCUAGCCUUACAGUUUCAGAGAAGAAUUUUCCAAGGAGCAAAUAUUGUAUGUUUGAGGGAAACCUGGAGGUCCUUUGAGGAUAUUGAGCGCAGCAAAUAUUAAGACCGAAGGACGAGGGGUUGGUUUUCUUAGAACUGAAACGAAGCCACAGUGAAAUAUUCGUCGGAGGAGCGUCAUAUUUUUCCUCCAACGAAUUAACCACGUAUUUCACUUUAUUUCUGGCUACGGUUUUCCAUUUGCAACUGUCGAAUCGUCCUUAUAUUAAAUGUAAAGGAGGGUGCAAUAUAUAGAAUUGAAUUUUAUUUAAGGACAGAUGUUUCGAGGAGAGGAAAUACGAGUGUACAGAACGUUUUAUGUAAAUCUAAUUAUCCAAAAGAAAGUAAAGAUAACAGAUUAUUUAUAACGAUCUUUAAAGUACUGCUAACAAAAGUCUUUUAACAGGAAACGAAGUCAUUGAAACAGCUGAUCCUCUGAAGUUACUUUGAGCAGUGUAAUCUUUGUCUUAUGAAAUCUCACUGGAAUUGUUUAACGAUCAUAAAACGUUCUGUAAUCUUGUACAAUAUGUACUUGUUGUUUAUAGUCUGUCGAAAAUGAAUUAAUCGCUUAAGGAAGAAAACUUUUGCGUAUAAUGACGUUAAGCCGUUCAUUAAUUUUCAACAGAUUAUAUUAUUGUAUCUAUAAAACGAUUAAUGUAUUUCUAUACGCGUGUAAAUAACCGUAUCGCUUGGAUGUAAAUAUUUUUAUCGACUUCCGGUUUCGACGGAAGCCUCGAAUGAAUAUUGAUAAAGAAGAACCGCAUUUUUGAUAUUACACAAUGUGACGACAGUCUCCAUCGGAGAUACGUGUAUUUUAUGCAUUUACUCGGCCAGAGGAGUUUGGAAUGAUUGCCCUCUUUUUUUUUUAAAGCAACGAAUAAAAGAGGCAAGAGAAUAUAGUUUUCUAUAGACGAAGAAACGUUGUCUUUAAUUUUUGGACUUUGUCGAAGAUAAGAAGUAUUUUGCACCCGUUUGCAAGAUUUUAUUACAGAGAUGAUAGAUAUAUGUAUAUGUAUAUUUGUUAAAAAAAUGAAAAUGAAAAAAAUUCAGAAGUUGAGAUUUUUGAAAAACGAUGAAUCGUCUUUCAUCGACCCGAGAGGAAUACCUUUUCGUUCCGAAUCAAGGGACUUCGUAAUGUCCUAUACCCUGAGGAAGAGCUUAGCACCCAGAAGAUGUAUUUUUUCUCCCAUCGAGUCCGUGUCUGCGAACGAUACGUUCCCCAGUCACAUAAUCGCGCACCUCGAUGAUAAACACCAGAGGAUGUAGCAUACAUGCAAUAUAUAUUUUUUGUCAGCGAACAUACUGUAACGACAGUUGUAUGGAGUAAUUACAUUUUAUGUAAACCUAGAAUAAGAUUCAUAAGUGAACGAAAUAAAAGAACGUGAUCCAAUA
Osmia lignaria (orchard mason bee) is the source of this 4684-nucleotide messenger RNA. Lineage: Eukaryota; Metazoa; Arthropoda; Insecta; Hymenoptera; Megachilidae. The record is from RefSeq and is a predicted model, not a curated record.